CGCGAACGGACGUGGAGCGGGCACAGCGGCCCGGUUACCGGGGAUGGCGGAGCGCGGGCCCUGGGGCGGAACGUUCCGUGCGCGGCCGCGCGUUCCGGGGGAAGGAGCCGCGCGCGGGACACCGGCGCCGCCAUCAUGGCGGCCUGAGGCACGGUGGGGACGGCGCCGGGAGCCGCAGGACGGGAGGCCGGGCGGAGAGAUUGAAAACCUAGAAUGGCAGGAGAACAGAAACCAUCCUGCAAUCUUCUAGAGCAGUUUAUUUUACUAGCCAAAGGUACAAGUGGCUCAGCUCUGACUGCUCUUAUAAAUCAAGUGCUGGAGGCUCCAGGGGUUUAUGUCUUCGGAGAGCUGUUGGAGUUAACAAACGUCCAAGAGCUUGCUGAAGGAUCUAAUGCUGCUUAUUUCCAGUUGCUGAACCUGUUUGCGUAUGGGACGUACCCAGACUACGUAGCAAAAAAAGAUAACCUGCCUGAAUUAACAGUGACUCAGAAAAACAAGCUGAAACACUUGACGAUCGUAAGCCUGGCUUCCAGAAUGAAGUGCAUUCCCUAUUCUGUGUUGCUGAAGGACCUGGAUAUGAGGAAUCUGAGGGAGUUGGAAGAUCUGAUUAUUGAAGCAGUUUAUACAGAUAUUAUCCAGGGGAAGCUGGAUCAACGAAACCAGGUGCUAGAGGUGGAUUUCUGUAUUGGCAGAGACAUUCAGAAGAAGGACAUCAGUAACAUUGUCAAAACUCUACAGGAAUGGUGUGAUGGUUGUGAAGCGGUUCUUAUAGGAAUUGAGCAGCAAGUACUUAGAGCCAACCAAUACAAAGAGAACCAUCACCGAACUCAGCAGCAGGUAGAGAUGGAGCUGUUAGCGCUAGUUCCUACAGGAUCACCUGCCAGCUGUGAUGCUAUUCCUUUUACAUCAAGACUGUGAGAUGACACCUCUCCUUGCUGGCAGACAAGCCAGCUCUUUUCCCAGCCUGCCAGAGUCACUGCAGAAGUGUCAUUUACAAAGGCAGUUUGCAACUCAUUACCCUGGAUUUUCACUGUAGUUCUGCUCCAGAGCGCCUGGGCUUUUGCUGUGUGCCCCAACCUAAUGAAUUGCCUGAUUUGGUUAGUGCUGCCGUCUCUUCUGACAAGGUUAGUUACUGACUGACAAGAAGGGACCUGGAUUCAGUUCACUUCUUGUUUUUGACUCGCGCUUGUGUCAAGCACAGGCUUCCUCUGGAAGCUGUCCUGUGAUCGUUCCCUUUGUUUUUCUGCAUUCUGAGGGAAGCAGCCCAUGCUUGGAGAAGUCCUAGAGCAAGUGGCAGGGGUGUGUGUGCUGCUGCCCCAGCGGUCCCUGCUCAAUGCCUCAGGUCCCUUUCCAGCUGGAAAAUUCCACUGCUUUCCUGCUCUGGGGCUCUGAGCUUUUCUUUUUCUUCAUUGGUCUGGGAUUUGCUGUCACCUGAGCUGGGCUUUGUAACCCUUCAGCAAUAAUCACCUUGGAAAAGCUGCAUUAAUGGUACCAGGGAAAACCAUGCAUUGUGGGCUGGAGGUAACAGAACUGAUUUCCCACAUGUUAGAGGGUGACUGUGUCCCUGUUGUGGGAGCUCCAAGGUCUGCUCCGGCCGGUUUGGGCUUUGCAAGGCGCUUAUACAACAGCACUGGAGAAACCUUUUCUCCUUUUUCACUAGAGAGCAGUGUGCUUUUUCAGGCUGGGGGCCUACAGCUCAUCUCAUGCUAGGAAUAGUUCCUGGAGAGGGGAAAUCAAGGCUGUUCCUUUGUCAUGUCACAAGCACUCCCACCUGGAAGCUGAAUGUGGCUGCUGCUCGUUCAGCUGGUAGAGCAGGAAAUGUGUAGGUCCUGUGGGUGCUAGUUUGACCUGAGUGUGGACAGAGGACCUUGGGAGCAUGUGUGUACACCUCUGCUAAAAUCCAUUCUCUGGAUUUUACUGUUGAAACGUCAGAUGCCAUCCCCGCCCAAGGCUGCAGCCUGCAUCCAGGACAGCUCUUGCUGUUCAGUUAUGCCAUCUCCAGGCUGGGAUGUGGCAAGGGAGUUUUCCAGUGCUGUCACUAGAUCCUUUUACUGAACGUUGUGAGGAUUUGACCUAGCUGGCCCACAAGGGAGGCAGUGAUGCAAGAUGAAUUUUUCUGCUGCACGUGAGGCCUCCUCCCCACUUAAUUAGAUUCCUGUGGCCCCCAUCUUUCCUGCUGGCCUUGUUUCCCACUGAGUCCCUCUCAGGAAGACCCAACUGUGGCCUUGUCAGGUGCUUGCUGUGCUCUAAUGAGCUGUUUCAGUUUCCCUUUAUGGCCUGUCCGAUGAACCGAGGAAGGUACUUGUCAGCACUCUGAAAACUGACCUCUACUUGCAACACCACUCUCUGCCCCUCAGACCCACCGGUCUGGCUGUGCCGGGUGGGUGCUAAGGUUGAGUGGAUCCAAGUGCUCCUUCACCCCCAAGUGCUGCCUUCUCUCUUGCACAUCAGCUCACACCCCCACGUGGGCACGAUGUUCCUGUCCUGCAGGUGGGAAAUCAGCAUGCUGAGGGACAGGGUGAUCUAUCCCUGGUUAGAGCAGAAGCAGCAAAGUGAGGAGCCAAGCUGUUAUCCCCUCCCUGUGCGCAGGGAGCUCUCGGUCUGAUCGCUGUCCUUCUGCCAAACUGGCGUCCUUUUGCAGUGCAGCUUUGUCCUUUUCCUGGGUCUUGCUCUUUUCCAGGAAGCCCAGUGGAUGGAAGAAGCCCGUGCUGUGGGCCUGCACUUUUCCUCUUGGACCACACUGCAGAGGAGAAGCAGGAAUCCAGACCGUACGCAACCCUAGACUGUGAUCUCUGGGAUCUCCCCACCUGAGCUCGGGUUGUGCCUCACAGAAGUUGUCAAAUUUUGGGGACUGAAUUCCUGAGACCAAGUUCCCUCUGCUCUGUUGAGGAGAUGCCCUCUGUCACCAAGCAGAUGGUUUUAUGCCAGCUCUGGCUUUGCAGGAAAAAGCCAAAGUUGGAAGGGGAGUUGGCCCCACCUUGGUCCCAGCCUGGCAUUCUGUUAUGGUCAUUGCUCUGGCUUCAUGCUUGAGGACCAGGGACCUGAGGGGGACCCACAGUACCAUCUUCUUAUGCCACGUUCAGACCUGGUGUGCAAAGUCUGCACAGCAAGUGAUUCCUUACUGUCCCUUAGGUUUGCUGGGUGGCAGUGGGCAGUCCCCUCUGAUGGACAUCUCUUUAGGGGCUCCUGGCACAGGCCCUCCUUCCCUCUAAAGGUGUGCAGAGCCAGUAGAGUGACUUUGGUGGGUGUUGUAUUUGCCUUACAGAGCCCUGACAGUGGGUUGUCAUUACCUACGGACAUCUCUGGAGGGCUCUAGCUGACUCUGAGGCAGGACACCGAGCUGCCAGCCACCUGUCCUCCCUCCCUCCCUUCCCAGCCCAGCCUCCCAGGGUUUUGAUUUUGUUCCCCAUAGGCAAUGCCUUACAUGGUCUGUCAGCUGCUGCUCCCCAUCCAGCUGGGCUCUGGGCACCAUGAGGUGGGUACCUCUCUCUGAUGGAAGGCUUCGCUCCUAUGAGCCUAGAAAUGUCACGUGCAUUCUCCUAACCUGAUGGUUGAGCUGUCGAAUGUCUCGAUGAAUCCUCUUGUUCGGUAAACAUAAUGUUCUCUAAUAGUUGGGGAGAAUCUGGCUGGAGGUUUCUAUGGUUUCCUGGUGGUUGCUAAGGAAAAGGAUCUCUGCCUCUAGGUCUUGGUGACUUUCUUUUUGCCUUGUCCUAGGCACCAGAGCCCAGCAGAACAUAAUGCUCGUUGUUUCCUAGCCCACUACAAUGGUGAGGGCAUAAUUUGUGACUCCCGUCACGGCUGGGCUCAGUGCCUGCCACUCUUUUUUUUUUUUUUUUCUUCUAAGGCCUCUUUGAAGAACAAGACCAAAGAGCCUUCAUGCAGGAGUCUGCGUGUUUGCUGUGCUCCCCGCCCCCUCACUUGCUGUUUCCUUUAGAGCUCCGAGUCAUUUUAACAAUUUAUUUCAUGCACUUUACAUAGCAAGAAGCUGUAGCAACAGCUGUGUCCGUGAAUCCUUACCGGGCAGCCCUCAGUGUAUUUUUGUCUGUCUAUGUAUUGUCCCAGGAACAGUUAAAUAAAUCUCUGCUGGAGGAAGGGACUUUACGGCUUAGCAGCGAAGGCUGGGUGAAUGGGAAUAUGAACGAGAUACCUACUGAGCUGCUGGAUCCUAGAAUAGCAGUGCCUCCGGCAUAAAGCUCUGUUCCCACUGGCGCAGCCGGGGGCCAGAUCCAGUGUGGUCCCUUUGUUGCUGUCAGCAGGGACUGCAUCUCCGUACACUGCCCAGUGAUAUAGCUUUAUUUACAGGAUGGAAUUUGGAUCCAAACCUGCAGACUGGAAGUGGUUAAAAUGCAUCUAGGCCUGACAGUCCAGAUCUAGGCUGUUGUACACGAUGGGCUUAUUUCCACAGGUGCCAUUCAGGAUCUGGGCGAUAGAUGAGUUGCUGGAGGCUGCAUGCCCUCACCGGGAGUUCAGCUGGGUUCUGCAGAGCCUUGCAGCUGCACGCAGUGCUGGGCAGGAUUUGGUCUGUCAGAGCGUCGCAGGAUUGGG
Phalacrocorax carbo (great cormorant) is the source of this 4545-nucleotide messenger RNA. Lineage: Eukaryota; Metazoa; Chordata; Aves; Suliformes; Phalacrocoracidae. The record is from RefSeq and is a predicted model, not a curated record.